This is a messenger RNA of Pieris brassicae (large cabbage white), 1232 nucleotides long. It is a transcript of the gene Zfrp8, whose product is annotated as programmed cell death protein 2. Bases 159 to 1232 code for a protein of 357 amino acids. Lineage: Eukaryota; Metazoa; Arthropoda; Insecta; Lepidoptera; Pieridae. The transcript is spliced from 6 exons. The record is from RefSeq and is a predicted model, not a curated record. Gene Ontology annotation, cellular component: cytoplasm; nucleus.
UGAACUCUAUCGGGUGUCCUGUGGAUACCAAUUGAAUAAUGAAUUACACACUUAUUGAACAUUAGAACAUAAAAAAGCAAAUGCAAUAAAAUUUAUAAUUAACAAUUUAUUAACUACUGAUAUUAAUAUUUAAACUUUCGUACUGCGUAUUGUUUGAAAUGUCUAACAAAGGUGUGGAUAUAGGUUAUGUAGAAGAAAAGGAUUCCUGGUUAUUACAUCCAAGAUUUUUCCCAAGUAAAGUGGGAGGGAAACCUUCCUGGUUAAAUUUAAGUAAUGUCCUAUCACCAACCGAGCUCACUUGUAAACACUGCACUGAUGUUAUGAUGUUUUUGUGUCAAAUAUAUGCUCCAUUUGAAGAGCAAGACGAUACCUUUCAUCGAACACUUUUUGUGUUCAUUUGUAAGAAUGGUUCAUGUUGUCGAUUAAAUAACUCUGAUAAUAUAAAAGUAUUCCGUUGUCAGCUGCCAAGAAAGAAUGAAUUUUAUUCAUUUCAACCUUAUGAAGAAAAUAAGGAAGAGGUAGUUUUAAUAAAAAUGGUAUUCCCAAUGGAUAAAUGGACAAAACUAUGUCAUGUCUGUGGGUUGAAGGCACCAUCACACUGUUCAAAUUGUAAAAAUGUUUACUACUGUUGUAGAAAGCACCAAAUAUUACAUUGGCAGAAAGGUCACAAAGAAUCCUGUACAAAUGUCUCAGAGAUUGAUGACCACUAUUUUACUAUAACAGAGUCUGGAAAAGAUCUGCUCUUCAAAGAGUGGGAACUUAUCGUUGAUGAGGAAGAUGAAGAAGAUGUUAAAGAUGUUGACACCAAUGAAGAGAUGGAAAAAUUGAGAAAACUAAUACAGGAGCAAAAAGCGGGAACAAUGAAUGAUGUUAAUGAUAGUGAACUAGAAGAAUAUAGUAGAAACAUCCCUGAAGACAAAGUAUUUAAUAAAUUUAAUAAGAGAAUUGCAAGGCAUCCUGAUCAAGUGUUACGGUAUGAUAAAGGUGGUACCCCACUCUGGAUAACUGGAAAUAGCAAUGUCCUAAUCGAUGUGCCUAAUUGUCAAUACUGUAAUGAAGAAAGGCAGUAUGAAUUUCAGAUCAUGCCACAACUUCUAAACUUUAUAAAUGUUGGUAUAGAACUUAAUAGCAUUGAUUGGGGAGUGCUAGCAAUAUAUACCUGCAAACAGAGUUGUAAUAAAGGGCCGGCAUACAAAGAAGAAAUUGUAAUUAAACAAGAUUUGACUACAUAA